Messenger RNA from Mycosarcoma maydis (corn smut), 1995 nucleotides. RefSeq lists its product as uncharacterized. Gene Ontology annotation, molecular function: protein binding. Lineage: Eukaryota; Fungi; Basidiomycota; Ustilaginomycetes; Ustilaginales. Gene Ontology annotation, biological process: regulation of actin filament polymerization. Bases 1 to 1995 code for a protein of 664 amino acids. The record is from RefSeq and is a predicted model, not a curated record. The transcript has a single exon.
AUGAGCGACUCAGCUGCUAACUUUGGUCAUCAAUUACCGGACCAACUGCCGACCAUCGCUGCAGCUCUCUCGGCGCAGCUGGCUUUGGAGAACGAUGUAGCCUCUUUUCUAGCGGAGCGCGCCGCUCUCGAACGCGAAUAUGCCGCCAAACUUCAAUCACUCAUCCGCAAGUAUCGCGACAAGAAAGCCAAGAAGGACCAGGACAUCUCGGUCGGUCCUACACCAACCAUCGAAUGGAAGCAUACCCAAUCCACUCUAGGAACUCACAUCACAAAUAUUUACUCAGUCAACGAUGCUACUGCCGCCGACCACAGCAACCUCGCUUCCGUACUCGAUCAACUCUCGAACAAGAUGAACACGAGCACCAAGUCGCGCGAGGAGCUUCGCCGCAAACACACCGUCUAUGCCAGCAAGCUCCUCUCGGACCGCGAAAGAAUGUAUUCGGACAAGGACAAGGCAAAGUCGAAGUACGAUGAGCUCUGUCGAGAGCUUGACUCACAAAGACAGAAACGUGAAAAGGCAGCUGCAGGAGACCGACAUGCGGAUCGUGCUGCCAAGGCCUUCCAAUCUGCCGAGAUGGACAUGUGGAAUGGCAAGAACAGCUAUCUCAUUCAGAUUGCCGUCUCCAACCGUGCUAAAGAGCGUUUCUACCGCACCGAUUUACCUGCUGUACAGAACAGCUUGCAAUCUCUAUGGGUGCUGUCAACUCGUCAUUUCGUCGCGUGUACCUCUCAAGCGCAGGCCGCUGUAGCUGCCCACCACGAAUCGGUAGCCAAGAAGCAUCGUGACUUGGAAGCGAAAGCAGCACAUGUCGACCCUACACAAGAUCAGAUGCUCUUCGUCGAGCACAACCAACAACGAUGGCAAGAACCCAGUGGAUGGUCAUUCGAGCCGUGCGUCGGGUUCUUUGAUACAUCUGAAAUGUCGACAGAACCUUCUGCUGUCACAUUCUUGCAGAAUCGACUGAUGCGUUGCAGGAGCCGCAUCGCCGAACUCGAGCCUCUGCUUAUAGCAAAGGCAAAGGAGGUCGACGGGCUCCACAACCUGUGCGAUGCCUACCAGAAGCAACCAGACCUUGGCAAUCCAGAUGAGGUGAUGGACAAUCUCUUUGAAGCCACACGCACACUUUACGGAUUUGAAAUCGAGCUGCACGAUUUGGAGGCCGAAGUGGACACUAUUAUCGCCAACAUCGGCGAAAAUCAAGGGCAAGCACGGCCGCAUCGCUUCAAGCCAGCUUCAUUCGGCAUUCCCACCACGUGCCACUUUUGCCGAGACAAGAUUUGGGGACUUUCCAAACAGGGCUCGGUAUGUAAGCCAUGCGGCUACACAGUGCAUCAAAAGUGCGAGAUGAAGGUGCCAGCAGAGUGCAAAGCGGCUCCAGGUGGCGGAGUGGCGGCAGGCACCGACUCUCCACGUGCUUCUGUUUCGUUGAGCAGAUCGAAUCGCUCUAGUGCCAUAUUCGAUGGAAAGCUGGACAGGAGCGCCAGCACGGAAGGAGCAUCAGCCUCAUCAAAGCUUUCUUCGGCUCUGACAGGAUCGGACAGCAGCACACAAAGUCCCGUCGGCAAAGUCAUAUACGAUUUCGAGGCGUCUAGUCCAUUCGAACUGAGCGUAAUCGAGGGCGAGCAGGUCGAAUUGCUCGAGGACGACGUCGAAGGCACGGGCUGGAUCCAGGUUCGUGCAGGCGCAGGCAGAGAAGGUCUUGUGCCUACAUCAUAUUGCGAGUUUGAAAAUGCCGCCACUGGGGCAAUGGCGGCAUUGCAGGACGUUGGAUACAAAGGCGGCCAGGGAUCAACAGUGGCAGCUCAAGGAUGUGGUCGAUUCGUCAAGGCGCUGUACGAAUAUGCGGCACAAGGGGACGACGAGCACUCACUCGCGACCAACGAGCAACUCGAGCUAUCUGCCGUCGGGAUGAGCUAUGCAGAUGGAUGGUGUCAAGUCGUCAAAGAUGGCCGCACGGGGAUCGUGCCGUCCAACUACGUAGAGCAGGUCUAG